GCCGAACUGUCAGACCCUAGCCUUUACCAACAUCUAUGAGAGGGUUUUCGGUCUGCAAAAGCUCUGUUUAAGACCAUACAUUUGCAUUGAGUUUAUUUUUGUCAUUUUCUUUCGUACAGAUUUGUUUUCUUAGAGUUUAUACUCCAUCAUUUGCGUCUACUAGGUCCAACAGGUACAAUUAUCAACUUUCUUCCUAAGUAUUGUAUCUCGAAAUGGCUCCUUUUCACUUCCGUUCACGUAGAAAAAAAUCCCGCUCUAAAGAGGGCGUUACGCCAAAUUACGAGUGUUUCGUUCAUGUUACCAUCGGUCAGGCAAGAUGUCUUCUUUCGUUCAACGAAGACGAAUAUGAUGAUCAAAUGCAAAUUAGACUGUGUUUUAAAACAAAACUUAUGCAAUGCUGCACCCCUUACACUCAUCUCACGAAACAAUUUAACUGGGACACGGCUUUACAGUUACCGGUGGAUGCUCAGUAUAAAGUCAAUUUGUCGCUUGUCUCUGAUUCCAAACUGAAAACGAAAUCAAACGAGCUCGGUUCUUGCGAAAUAGACAUCCAUAACCUUUUCAAUGGGAGCGAAAGCUCAACUCCGAACGAACUUCACUACUUAUAUGCUGAUGCGAGCCGCAAAGGAAAUCCUGUUUAUGCUGUUGAACUACAAUGGUCCUUAAUGGAGUCUUCUGCAGAUGCAUCACUUAGCGACACCUCAUCCGUUGACCGACUUUCAGUCCCAUCUUCUCCUCAAUUGCUAGGCACUUCAGACCUAAUGUAUACAACUAACAAUCUGUCUUCUCUUGAUUUGAACUCCUCGAAAGCAGAUCUUGGAACACUUUCAGGAGAUGAAAGACCGCCCUUAAACGAAUUGAAGGGCGAGCAAGUUGAAAGUCUCGGAAUACCUUCUGCUGGAUCCUCUACUUCUUCAAAAAAGUCGAAGUCAAACACUUUAGACGGGUUUCAGUUUUCUGCGGAUGGCGAGCUACUUGGCUUUAUGUACAUUGAAGUCAAUUCUGCAAAGAAUCUACCACCUUUGCCUAAUGCACUUCACACAGGUUUUGAUAUGGAUCCCUUCGUCAUUGUUUCUUUCGCACACAACACGUCUCGGACGCGCGUUAUUAAGCACGAACUCAAUCCGGUUUUUCACUCAAGAUUUUUGUUUGAGGUUGGUGCGUUGGAGAAGAAUUAUGAUAUUGUGUUUAAAGUCGUGGAUCGCGAUAAAGUUUCGUUAAACGACUCCGUUGGAACUGUGUCGUACAAUGUGCAGAAUUUCAUACGCCGGAGUAUUCAACCCGAUCCUGUAACAGGCUUAUAUGAUGUGUCCGCCGAUACUACUUCUCAUACCGAUACAAAAUCAAAAAAUCAUGAUAAUUCAAUGGAGAAAAUUAUUGCUGAUUUCUCAUCUGCUAUUGAUAAGAAUCUUCAGACAGAACUUGUAGUGGAAACGCUUCCGCUGCAAUUGUGUUGUAAGAAUGCUCAAAGUUAUUUAACCGCGACACUUUCGUUCAGCGGAAUGUUCUUUCCUGUAGCAGCAAUUCGUCAAAAGUUUUGGCGAGUCAUGCUAGCUCAAUAUGCGUCUGACGGGCAAAUUUCUAGACUUGAGUUCAAUAUUUUAUUGGAUUCGUUGGGUUCGAAUAUUCCAACGGAGACUAUUGAUGCUUUAUUUAACAAGUACCUUAAUGAUUCCGUUACGGAACCCAACGAAGAUUCAUUGAGCGAAGACAAUGCGGUAAGAUGCCUUGAAGACCUUGCAAAGCAAGUACGUCUUGCCGAAAACUCGGACGAUUAUUCCUCAAACUCUGAAAUCUCCUUCGUCACUAGCGAUUAUUCUCUUUCCCCUGAUGCUACAAUAGUUGAUGAUGAUGAGGAAGCAAUGGAUUCACGUCAUGCCACAGGACUACAUUUAAUACGGUUGAAGAAAUGUCCACUGUGUCAAAAGAUAAGUUUUGCAAAAAUGUCACAAAGCAAAGCAAUUAUUCACAUGACCACAUGUGCUACCCAUGAUUGGAAGCGUAUUGAUCGGAUUAUGAUGGCUGACUACGUUACCUCGAGUCAGGCUCAAAAACGUUGGUUCUCAAAAGUGUUUAACAAAGUAGUGUAUGGCAAUUAUCGCAUUGGAGCGAAUUCUGCCAACACGCUCGUUCAAAAUAGAAAGACUGGUCAGAUAGAAGAAGAACGCAUGAAUAUGUAUAUUCGUGUUGGCAUUCGGCUCAUGUAUCGUGGCAUUCGAAAUAGUAGAAUUGAAGGCGCAAGAGUCAAAAAAGCCUUAAGGAAUAUCACAUUAAAGCAAGGCAAGAAAUAUGAUUCCCCUUCUUCUCUUAAAGAUAUACCAGCAUUUAUCAAGUUUUUCCGCUUACCUCUGGAAGAGGUUUAUGUUCCAGAAGGUGGAUUUAAAACAUUCAAUGAAUUCUUUUAUCGCUCUCUCAAACCCGGUUCACGUCCUUGCGCCAGUCCAGAUGACCCUAAAGUUCUUGUUUCACCGGCUGAUAGUCGAGCAGUAUUUUAUGAAAGCAUAGAGGCAGCCACUACUUUUUGGAUUAAAGGUCGUGAGUUUAGCGUUGCUGGACUUUUGGGACCGGACUUUAGCAAGGAUGCGCCAAAUUACGCUGACGGAAGCAUUGCCAUUUUCCGGCUUGCUCCACAAGACUAUCAUCGUUAUCAUUCGCCUGUUCGAGGGGUUGUUGGCAAGACGAGCAAAAUAGAUGGUCAGUAUUACACAGUCAAUCCCAUGGCCGUGCGAUCGACAUUGAAUGUGUUCGGCGAGAACGCACGAACAAUUACGCCUAUCGACUCUCCGGAGUUUGGAAGAGUCAUGUUUGUUAGCGUCGGCGCUAUGAUGGUUGGCAGCAUCGUACAUUCCGUCAAAGCCAAUGACUGGGUUGAUCGCACUGAUGAAUUUGGCUAUUUUAAGUUUGGCGGAAGUACCGUCAUUACAAUUUUUGAGAAGCAUCGAGUCGUUUUUGACGAGGAGCUGAAACGGAAUUCUAAACUUGGCAUUGAGACACUGGUCAAAGUUGGCGAGCAGAUUGGAAGAGCCAUCAACAGUGGCGUUUCCGACGAAAAGAGCGAGUAAGUCAUGAAUAAUUAUUAUUUUCACUCAAGAAGCUAUGGGAAUUUGGCCAUUUUACAAAUAUAUAUCUGCAAUGAAUGUGUCUGCGGAAACGCAACUAAUAGUAGCCAGACAUUUAAAUGAAGAGUAAAGAGAGCACACCCUUGACGUAACCGAGAAUAUCAUCCAUGCCGAGCUUGCUCUCACCGUACAAUCUGUCAACAAAAGCAAUGGGAACUUCACCAAUCUUGUAUCCGUGAGCACGAGCACGGACCAUGAUCUCCAUUUGGAAUUGAUAACCCUUGCUCUUCACCUCAGACAUUAAAGUGUCAAUCACCUCCUUCUUAUACAAGCGGAAACUGCCUGUCACAUCAGACACACCGGGGGCCAAGACGACCUUAGCGAACAAGUUGGCACCACGAGAAAUGAAUUUUCUCUUCAAAUCCCAGCCGUACACACCACCGUUCUUGGCAUAACGCGUGCCGAGCACAAUGUCAAGGUUCUGUUCGCGCUGAAGCUUGAUGAAUUCUGGCAAGUACUUGGGAUGGUGGGAAAAGUCAGCAUCCAUAAUAACGACAAAGUUUCCCGUACAGAACUUCAGGCCGUGAACGUAAGCAGUACCAAGACCAAGCUUUCCGGUACGAGGCUUCAGCAGAAUGUGAUCUUCUCCGUAGAUCUUUUGCAGUUCACGAGCAACGUCUUGAGUUCCAUCAGGUGAAGCAUCGUCAACGAUGACAAUUUCCCAGUUCAACUUUUGUUGAUCGAAUGUCUUGGCGAUCAAGUAAGUAAUGAUAGGGAGAUUCUUUCUCUCGUUGUACGUGGGCAACAGGAUACUGUACUUGUCGGUUUGAGCAGCCAUUUUCGCUUGGACCUUACUUGUCUUGGUGAGCAAGCUACGUGGUAGGAAGGAGAAGCGCCUACCAGCGUAGGUUACACGUGGAGACUAGACUUAGCCAGUUUAGGGCAACGGGGCAAAAUGAUCGGCAUGUAGUGACCGAGGUAGAUCUGCAAACCCCGGAUCAACAUCAAAAGUCAAAUGCCUAAGCGAGACCAACUCCACACUCGAACAAAACAAAGUUUACGCGGGGCACAAAGAACUACAAUAAGAAGAAAUGUACAGCAUCACUUGCGUGUUAACAUUGCCUAUGAACAGAUGCGGUGUUUGAGGAAUACAAAGCUUCCAAAUGUGUGAAUCCUUCCAUUACGAACAGAUUUUAUUUUUCAUUUAGGCACGGCCGAAACCAC
Messenger RNA from Schizosaccharomyces japonicus yFS275, 4283 nucleotides. RefSeq names its product phosphatidylserine decarboxylase Psd3. Bases 213 to 3062 code for a protein of 949 amino acids. Gene Ontology annotation, cellular component: endosome membrane; Golgi membrane; endosome. NCBI's taxonomy places the organism in Eukaryota, Fungi, Ascomycota, Schizosaccharomycetes, Schizosaccharomycetales, Schizosaccharomycetaceae. Gene Ontology annotation, molecular function: phosphatidylserine decarboxylase activity. The record is from RefSeq and is a predicted model, not a curated record. Gene Ontology annotation, biological process: glycerophospholipid biosynthetic process; phospholipid biosynthetic process; protein autoprocessing. The transcript is spliced from 9 exons.